Molecule: messenger RNA, 429 nt
Organism: Ostertagia ostertagi
Lineage: Eukaryota; Metazoa; Nematoda; Chromadorea; Rhabditida; Trichostrongylidae
Source: the annotation of a GenBank genome assembly
AUGAGUUGGGUUAAUCCGACCAGCUACUUCUUUGGCCUUGUUACAAGUUCCGUAGGAAUUGCUGGAAAUUCUCUUCUGAUAUAUAUGGUACUAAAGAAGACUCCAAAGCAUUUGAGCACUUAUUCCGUGCUCAUUUUCAACAAUGCCAUCUGCGAUCUUGCCGCCUCUAUGGCUUCGAUGUUUGUGCAUCAAAGAAUCUUGGCUGCUGGCGUUGGUAUUUUCUACAUUUCUGAUGGGCCGUGUUGUUCACUCUUUGGACCGAUGGCCUGUUUUGUUGGGUUCGGUUUCUUUCUGCAUUGCUUCUCUAAUGGAUUUUUUUGCCUUUUGUACUCUUUCUGUUAUCGUUAUUACAUAAUAGAACAUGAACCACCAAAGAAGCGCACUGUCAUACUAAGCUGUGUGCUGAUAUAUUCACCAACGUUCGUUAUU